AUGGAAGUCGGGCCACAACUUUUCUUUCGUCGAAUUGGGCAAAAAUUUCCGGUUCAUAAUAUGGAGAUAGCAAGAGAAGCGACUGGUCCUGGUUAUGUUGGAAUAAAAUUUUGUCAAGAAUGCAAUAAUAUGUUAUAUCCUCGUGAAGAUAAAGAAAAUCGAAUUCUUUUGUACGCAUGUCGGCGUUGUCAGCAUCAACAAGCUGCUGACAAUCCUUGUAUUUAUGUAAACAAAAUUACUCACGAAAUAGACGAAUUAACACAGAUUGUUACUGAUGUUAUUUCUGAUCCGACAUUACCACGUACAACAAAUCAUGCUUGUCCAAAAUGUAAAAUGAAUGAUGCUGUAUUUUUUCAAGCACAAUCAGCUAGAGGCGAGGUUUCAAUGUCGACAAUAGUGACCGAUAAUAUUUCGAAAGACGAACAGUCUUCGAAUACAUCAAAAGAAGAUAAAGCAAUCGAAAUUAGUAGUUCAUCCGUUGAUACAGCACCAACGGAUUUGCCUUUUUCACUAAAUAGUACAAAUACUUCACCUUCAUUUCCAUCAUUACCUGAAUCCACAACAGCAGAAGUUCAGAAUGAUAUCACUCAAACAGUACCAACAUCCACAUCGAAUCAUUCACAAAGACGUGUUCAUUUUCCAAUAGAUGACACACAAUUAACAAAAGUUUCGGAAGCACCCAUUCCACUAUCAAAUCAACCAUUUGUACCACUAAAAAACGUUUUACGUAUUUAUUUGGACACUUGUACAAAGUCACAAAUAAAACCAUUGCAAACAAUCAUUGAACAGUUAUCAACUAUUAAUGAUGAACGUCAAACAUUUCACGAUAGAAUAGCGCGUUUAUCGAUUAUUAAUGAAAAAUUGAAUACUGCACAUUUGAAUGCAUUAGAAGAAAUAUUGGCUCGUGUUCAAUUUUAUACAUUAGAAUUUGAAUCAUCGUUAUACGAAGAUAGCCUUAUCUCGUCACUAUUCGAUAUUAUUGAAUACUAUGAAUCAUGUAUCCAUUUAAAUUUAUCUGCUAAUCGUUCAAUGAGUUUACAAGGUUAUCAAGCACUCGGACGAUAUAUGAGAAAAACUCAUGUUUUACAACGUUUAGAUAUGAAUCAUAUGAAAUUUGAAGACAAUAAUAUUCUUAUAUUUGGACGAUGUUUACGUUUUUCAUCGAAUUUAUAUGAAUUACAUUUAGAAUCGUGUCAAUUAAAUGGAAAAAUGUUACAGAAAUUGAUUAUACAUAUACGUUCGUGCAAUUGUUUAAGAGAAUUGCAUCUAGGCGAUAAUCGUUUGCACGUUCAAGAUAGUUUAAUUAUAUGUGAUUUAAUUCGUACCUGUGGUCAUUUUUUGAAUUUAUUAGAUUUGAAAACAAAUUCUCUACAAGAUAAUGGACUAUCACAUAUUUCAUCACAGUUAAGUCAAUACGACGAAUAUCAUGUGCAACAAAAUGUAAUACAAAAAUUGAAUUUACAAUCAAAUCAGAUUAGUCACCAAGGUAUCGGAUAUUUGGCUAAAGCAUUAUUACAUAAUCGUACAAUAAAAUCAUUGAAUUUGAGCAAUAAUAAUUUGACAAACGAAGGUUUAUUUAUAUUGAGAGAUUCCCUCUUAACAAAUAGGACUGUUAGUGAAUUGAUAUUAGGAAAUUGCAAAUUAACAUGUCAAGCUGCUAUCGCAUUAGCCGAGUAUGUGGCUGAAUCAUCCGUGAUACGACAUAUUGAUUUGAGAGGAAAUAAUAUUCAGGUUAGUGGUAUUAUGGCAUUAGCACUAGGAAUGAAACACAAUAAAUCAUUGAUUAAUGUUGAAUUGGAUCCAGUAACACCUACACAAACAAAUGGUGGUGUUUUAUCAAAUCAAUUUCAGACAAAUAAUAUUGAUAGUUCUACAAGUGGUCUGUUAUCAUUUUCAAGUUUUCGGCGGAUGACAUUGGGUUUUGGACAAUUAACAGGUGGCCUAAAUCAGAAUUCAGAACCAUUACAAGAUAGUAAAGUUAAAGAAUUUCUUCAACAAAAAUCGAAAUGGAUCAAUGAUAUUAAUGAAAUAUGUCGAAAAAAUAAAGAAAAACAACGAGAACUAGAAGAACAAGAAAGACAGAAAGAAGAAACACGAGUAGAACAAGACGAGAAAAAAGAGUAUAUCAAUGAGGGUCAAGAAGAAACAAUGAACGAAAAAGCAUUAACAGAUGAAGAACAACAAACUGCGAUGACAUCCCUUACGUCAACGGUCGACCCGGAAUUACUUAACGGAAAAGUAUCACAAAAAUUCGUUUCACCACUGCCAUCACCACUAUUGAGUCCAGUAGACGAUUUAUCACCCUUUUUAGUUAAAAAAAUAUUUACAAAUCAGCACCAACCAUCGUCUGUGGUACCACUCUUAGAUCAUGAUCAAUCUGUUGAACAAACAUCUCCAUCUACAAACACAAACGAUACCAUCGAAAGUGAUGUUGUGCAUUCCACUACAGAUAACGAUUCAACGCAGAUGAUUCUGUCUGAAACUAGUGAAAUUAAUAAUCCAACAAGUGAACUGAGAUCCUUAACUAACACUGAUACAACAGUAGCAAAUGAAGAAAAUUCAACAAUAUCUACUGCCAAAUCACCUUUCACGAUUGACGAUUAUGAUAAUGAUGUUGAUGAAAACAUAAGAGAGGAGAAAGACAGCAAUAACACUUCAGUAGAUAUCUCCGAUAUUCAUUUCGAUUCAAAUCAACAUGAAACUCAUUCGACUGAAAUGGACGAUUCCGAAAAGAAAGGUGGCGAAGAUGAUAUUUAUGAAUAUAAUGAACGUAUACAAAAACCAUUUUAUCAUUCAGAUAGUUUAUUUUUAUUAAGAAAUAAAACUGGAGAUCUCGACGAGCAUACAACUGAAGACGAUGGUGGCAAUAAUUUGAUAAUUUCAACAAAUCAAACAAAUGUUCCCGAACAUCAGCAGCAAUUAAUUGACUGA
This is a messenger RNA of Didymodactylos carnosus, 2931 nucleotides long. Lineage: Eukaryota; Metazoa; Rotifera; Eurotatoria; Philodinida; Philodinidae. The record is from the annotation of a GenBank genome assembly.